Molecule: messenger RNA, 135 nt
Organism: Entrophospora candida
Lineage: Eukaryota; Fungi; Glomeromycota; Glomeromycetes; Entrophosporales; Entrophosporaceae
Source: the annotation of a GenBank genome assembly
AUGUCGGACAAGCAGGCUAAGAUUUAUAUAAAACAAUUUACCUUUUUAGAGGAAAAACAAAUUGAGGAAUUAUUAAAACUAACUGAAAAUAAUCCACCACAACUAAGGAUAUUACAAAGGAUUUUAGUUGAAUUG